Messenger RNA from Adelges cooleyi (spruce gall adelgid), 6297 nucleotides. RefSeq names its product glutamate receptor ionotropic, NMDA 3A-like. Gene Ontology annotation, molecular function: NMDA glutamate receptor activity; transmitter-gated monoatomic ion channel activity involved in regulation of postsynaptic membrane potential. Gene Ontology annotation, biological process: ionotropic glutamate receptor signaling pathway; monoatomic ion transport; modulation of chemical synaptic transmission. Bases 315 to 3944 code for a protein of 1209 amino acids. Lineage: Eukaryota; Metazoa; Arthropoda; Insecta; Hemiptera; Adelgidae. The record is from RefSeq and is a predicted model, not a curated record. The transcript is spliced from 19 exons. Gene Ontology annotation, cellular component: plasma membrane; postsynaptic membrane.
CUCGGAUUCAUGUGCCGCCCGGCUACCGUACGGUCUAGCCGCGUGUUCGUCAGUCGGACCGGCCGAAGGAAAUCGUCCACCGUCGUCCAGCACACGAGUCCAACCAUCAACGAUCCGCCGUUUGCAAGUGUCCGUCACGUGACCCCUCAAUGUGCUUUUGAUGAAUCGACCAAAGAGGAAACGAGGUGCUACCGCAGAUUAAUGACGUCCUAGACGUCAAAAGGGUUUGGUUUAUUUCCGCCACCACUUCGAUGUGUCCUUGACGUUUUUUUGGCAGCAGUGUCGACGUCGGUGAUAUUUCUCGCUAAGGGAAAAUGAACCCAACAUUCGCUGUCCUAACGACUUUGACUUUGACGUUGUUGCCAUUUGCCCUGUCCACCAGCAAUCUUGUCUACGUCUCGGUGAUCCAUGGCAAUGAUCAAGGAUCGGUCCUGUACAGGACCAUGGACAGGGCCAUGCCUCCGUCGGUGCGGGUCCUAUAUGCAAAGCUCCCCACCAACAAAUUCAGCGUGGAUGCAUUAGAAGCAGUGCUAAACUUGUGGGCAAACAAAACCAUCGUAGCGUGCCUGUUACUGAUACCAGAGCCCAUCGGAUUGCUACCAGCUCUAACCGCUUCCAAGUAUCGAAUACCAGUGUUAUGGUUACCGGCUUUGUCUCGUGUAGAUCAGGAAAAUUGGAGUGAUUUUGUGGUCCGAGCUACCAUUACGCCUUGGGAAAUAUUUGCAGCCUUAAGAUCAUUUUUGCUUCAUACAAAAUGGCACAAGUUUUACGUUUUGCAUUCGUUGACCAUAACGUCGGAUGUACAAACGAUGCUUGGAAAAUCUCCUUUGAGUUACACAUCAAUACCUAUCUCAACAGACACCCCGGAUUCGACGGCAUUCAGGUCAAUGAUGGAGCUGUCGACCUCGGACGCGUCCGUUGUCGUGGUGGCCGGCGACCGGGCGAUGGCGCAGUCGGUUUGGCGUCAGGCCACCGCGGUCGGGCUGCUGCCGGCCGGCAACAUAGCGUGGGUUUGGCUGGACGUGGGCAACACGAACAACUCGACGGGCAAGUACAAGAAGGGCAACGUGCCGGUGGGCAUGCUGUCGUUGCGGCCGGUGCCUCUGGAAACCGAAAAGCACACCAUCAGGGCCGCGGUCCGGGCGUUCGCCGACUGCAUUAAGGACGCGAUGGCGGCCAGGUGCGAAGGAUGGACUCCCAAAGUGGCAAGAGUCACGGAUGCGUGCGUUGACGUCUUGAGGGGUGAAGAGUUCCCGGCCGAUUUGUACAAGCAAUUCAAGAGCGCGGUUCACGAUCUGCUGUCCGGCCGGGCGAUCGGUCGCCGAGCUAAAGCCAACGCGGACAAACCCGACCUAAGUCUUGCCGUUCGCUUCGACAUCAUGAACUCGGUAGCGAGCAACAAGCACACGUCAAAAGGUUAUACCAGAGCUUGGAAGAAAGUCGGCGCCGUCGGUCCAUCGUCCACGGGCGAGCAGACGGUCAAAUUGGACUCUGUGGUGUGGGCGGGUGGGAAAAUGGUGCCGGGCGUCGGUGUGAACAGACAGGCCGUAUACAGAGUGGUCACGGCGAUCGGACCGCCCUUUGUGAUGCGCGCCCCCAUGCAACAGGACUGGCAGUGUUUGCGGGGCGUACGGUGCUACCAGAUGACCACCACGAACAAGGACAACAUCACGAUGACGUUCAAAGACAUCAAGUUGGGAUUGCACCCCGAGCUCAUGCCGGAAACCUAUUGUUGUUACGGGCUGUCUAUUGACCUGCUCGAGAAAAUGGCCAAGGACCUGGAGUUCGAUUUCCAUCUGUACUUGGUGGCUGACGGAUCGUUCGGUUCGAGGAAAAUCAAAUGGAACGGGGUGGUCGGAGAUUUGGUAUCGGGUUCCGCUCACAUGGCGUUUUGCCCUCUGAGCAUCACGUCCGGAAGGUCUAAGUCGAUCGACUUCUCGGCACCGUAUUUUUACAGCGGCGUGUCCAUGAUGGUCGCUCCAAAACGAAAAACCAACGUUCCUCUGCUCGCUUUUCUGUUGCCGCUAAGUCCAAGUCUUUGGAUCGCUAUAUUCGUGUCGCUCCACGUCACGACCGUGGCGGUGGCCCUGUACGAAUGGUUCAGUCCGUUUGGUCUAAACCCUUCGGGCAGGCAGAGGUCCAAAAACUUUGGGAUGCCAUCGGCCUUGUGGGCGAUGUGGGGUCUUCUGUGCGGCGCGUUGGUCAACUUCAAAGCACCGAAAUCGUGGCCAAACAAGUUUUUGAUAAACGUCUGGGGUGGAUUUUGUGUGAUAUUCGUGGCCAGUUACACGGCCAACAUUGCAGCCCUGAUCGCAUCGCUUUUGUUCCAAAACGUUCAAGUCGACUACAACGAACGCAACAUACUGACAUUGAGAGUGGGAGCAGCUAAAUCGUCUGCCGCUGAAUUAUACUUGAAAGACAAGAACCCAGAGCUGUGGCAACAGGUCCAGAAAUAUUCUGUUCCCGACACGGCUACGGGCAUGGGGCUGUUGAGGAACGGUAGUUUGGAUAUAUUCGUCGGCGACAAACCCAUCUUGGACUACUACAGCGGCACUGACCACGAUUGCAAACUCAAAGCGCACGGUGAUCCGAUUUACGAAGACGUGUACGCCGUGGGCAUGACGAAGGGCUUCGUUCUUAAGGAAAAAGUCUCUGCCACCGUUUCCAAGUACGUCAACAACGGUUUCAUGGACAUUUUGCAAAACAAGUGGUUCGGCGAAUUGCAGUGCGUCGACCGCGAAAUGGAAACCUCAGACUUGGGUCAACCGACUCCGCUGGGGGUGGAUGCUUUUUUGGGCGUUUUUCUGAUGUUGAGCUGCGGCAUCGGGGCCGGCGUGUUCAUUCUAAUCUGCGAGCACAUUUUCUAUCAUUAUGCGCUACCCAAGCUCCGGCAGUCGGCCCCAGACUCUCUUUGGCGCAGUCAAAACGUGAUGUUCGUAAGCCAAAAACUCUACAAGUUCAUCAACAGCGUCGAACUGAUAUCGCCGCAACACACUGCCAAGGAGUUGGUGCACACCUUGAGACAAGGUCAGAUCGCAUCUCUGUUCCAAAAGAGCGUACGCCGGGUUAGUUUGCCGUUCAUGCAUCCGCAACACGCUCAGAAAGAAUUCGAAAAGAGAAAGCGGAAAGGACAGUUCUUUGAAGUCAUUGAAGAAAUCCGAAGAAUUCAAAAAGAAGAACGGGAAAACAAGAAACAGACCGUCAGACUCUCGAUAUCCAAUUCACCCACCGGACAAUCACCGAAACGAACCAAAUUUUUGUCGCCGGCCCGACUGAACCUGGGCAGAAGGUACAGCAAACAGAGGUCCAGGAGUUCGGGCAACUUGAGUAUCCGCCGGUACAGCACGGACGUGGUGAGCUAUUCGGAGAACGUCGGUCGCAGACUGAGCCAAGGCGCUUCGAACAGUCCCCCCGACUUCAACACGCGCAAACAGUUGAUAAGGAGGUCGUCCGGAAAUCCUAGCCCGGCCGAUUCAAGCAGGAUGAGCAUAUUUUCCGCGUCCGAACUCAUCGGCGCCAAACUCAGCAAUAACAAUCUGUACGUGGAGAACGACUUGCCUCGCAGUCCCAACCUACUAUCGCCCGGCGUGUUUUUCAGGUCGAGUUUUUCGUCGGACACGUCGUCGUCGCGACCCGACUUGGGAAACCCCAGCCGGAAGUCGAGCUAUUCGCAAGGUCCGCCUAGGGUGGUGAUCAACGGCGAACAACAGACUAUCCGUCGGAAGUCAGACGACGAACCGUCGGUGACGUUGCCGAGAAUAGUGGAGGGCAAGAGGGACAGGAGGUCGAGCGACGGACACAGGCCGAAGAACCGGAAGUCCGUGGAAGUGUUCCGGUGGCUCAGGCAAGCGCCCAAGACUGAGUUGGAGGCCAUGAGCAAGAUGUCUGAAAGCGAGAUCAAGCACUGUAUACUGCAGGCACUCCAGGAAAGAGAUCCGACUUGAUCGCCCUGGCGACGAUUCCAAUACGAUUUGUAAUAAUGAAAAAAAAAUUAUAACAACACUUUAAGUACGUAUCUGCCAUAAAACUUUAUGGAACUUAAACUAGGUAGAUAUUUAGACUUUGAUUUCGUAUCUGGCCUCAGAUAUUUUCAAACGCUUCCAGUGCUUUUUGAAACCCACUUAAUAUUAUACAUAAUAAGGUAAAACUAUACAUGAAAAUAAAACUUACUACUACUUACUAAAACUUAUAGAAUGUGAUAAAUAAGUUGUUAGGCGAUUUCAGAUUCUAGCUUAGGUUUUAUUUGAUUUGAUUCACUUCUUAUUUAAACGAGUGGUAAUUAAAUUAGAUAAUCAUGACAAAACUACCGCUAUGAUUUUAAUGAUAGACUCCUUGUAUCGUAGCCGUUUCCAUAAAUAAAUCUCAUUUAAGUUUUCUAUAUAUGAUUUUAGGCAUAGUUUGUGAUGAGACUAGUUAUUAGUAAUAUAUAUAUAUGGAUGCUAACAUAAGGUUAGAUAUUUUUUAAUAUGGACAUAAUUAAAUACAACAAUUUUCAAAUCGAAUUCAUUCGCGAUUUCUUUAGUGAGUUACAAUAUACCUAAAACGUACAUUUCAUUCAGAUAUAUGGUCAAAAAAUAUCAAACUAUCAAAUUGAUACAAGAGUCGAUUUAUAAGUCACAAUUUAUUAAAUUGGUCGGUUUUUGAAAUCCAUCAAAAUGUAUCCGGAAGUAAAUUUAUAGGCGCAUUACGAUUUAUCAGUAAAUCAAGAUUUCGUACAUUGUAUCAAUUCCCACCUCUUAUUAUACUAUGUAAGUUAAAUUUAAAUCUCCUUCUCCUGUGUUUAAAUACAACUAUUAUUAUACGUAUAUAAAAUAAUAUUUUUGACAGCUCGAGACAGAACUCGUGAGUAAACGAUUGGCACUAGAAAAACAAAUUCUUAGACCAGAUUCGAAAUCAAUAUCAAUAUAAAAUUAUUUACAAAAUAUAAUUUUAUAUGUUUUUGUCAUUAAUGUAAAAACAAUUUUUAUUCAGAUCAUAGACACCUAAAUUGUAUAAAUAAAAAUGCUCAUUGUUGACUUUUUUUUUGUUAUUUCUUCCCGACAAUGAAGAUUGUCUGAACUAAGAUUGUGAAUGUUUAAAGUAAAAAUAUAAGUAUAUAAUACUGUGUUGUAAUAAUAGGCGACGGCUCAAAAUGUGUAGGUUGUAAGUGCAAUGACAGCUGAAGAGAGGAUAUUAAAAGUGUAUAAUUUUGGUUAAUAGGUAUUUAAUGUUCGGCACUAAUAAUAUAUAUAUAUUGCAAUAUAAUAAUAUUAUAUUAUUGUUGUACUUUAGACAUAAGCGUUAAUUUUAUUAAAAAAACAUUUAAUCACGCUCAUGUUAUUAUUAUUAUUAUUCACUUUUAAUGUAAUAUAUAAAAACGUACAAAUACACGGAUAAUAACGAUCAAUCAAUAUUAGGUAAGAAAAGCGAAUCUUUACACAUGAAUUAACCCUUACCCGUUACACCCCCCUCCCCCCAAAAAAACACCCCUUCACCGAAUCUUUUAUAAGUACAGUUUUAUUUUUGAUGGUGUUAAAUAAACCCAUAAACCAAUUCCCAAGACCUAUAAUAAUCCGGAAUUUCAAAACCAGACAGUAAUACAUUUUUAAUUUGUUCAAAACAAUAUAUUUUUCGGGGUUUCAAUAACUCAAAACUGUUAUCAACGAAAUAUUGUUAAAAUAUUAUUCAAAUAUUACCAUUUGGGGGGGGGGGGAAUUUCACAUAUUUUAUUUACAUAAAGAUAAAAAAUAUAUAAUUAUUAUGGAAAUAUAUUGGUUUUACUUAAGCGACAUUAUUUUGAGAAAAUUUAGAAAAAAUUUAAGUGCUUAUCUAUCUGGGAAUGAGUUACAAAUAACCCAAUACCUAAUAAAUCAGGUGCAGAUCUUUCGACGAUAAUUGGGUUCACAGUUUUUCUUACUACCUUCUAGUAUGUAAUUUUUUUUUCAAUUGUUUUUAUUUGUAUUUCUUGUUAUUUGUAUUAUUGUUAUUAUUAUUAUUGGUAUUAUUCAAUAUUGCGCGUUGUCGUUAUUAUUGCUACCGUUAUAAUAUCGGUAAUAAUGUUCCUCGUUACAAAUGUUAUUAUCGCGGUGGAUGAAUAUUAUAAAUAUACUUAGUAGUACCUACUAAGUUAGUACUCCUUGUAAGUGUAAACACCAUUUCGAAAUAGUAGAUAUUAUUUUAGGCCGACAUCUCUAACACGUUGCCACCAUCAUCGCCGUUAACGCAUUAAAUUCUUAUUGUAUACAUAUUACUAUUAUUAUUAUUAUUAUAAACUUUAUUAUCGUGUCGUUUAAAGUAAUAUAACAUUAUUAUACGAUA